UACCCUUCGUCUUCAGAAGUGCCUUGUGGCCAAGGUGCUUAAAUGUGGGGAAAACAAAAUCUGGUUGGAUCCAAACGAAGCAAAUGACAUUGCCAAUGCCAACUCUCCCAGUAAAGUUCACUCUCGUGCUAGAGUCCACACAAAUGCAGAGGCUUGUCGCAAAAGACGUCAUAUGGGACAUGGCAAGAGAAAAGGCACCGCCAAUGCCCGUAUGCCAACUAAGAUUCUGUGGAUCCGACGUAUGAGAGUUCUGCGCAGGUUGUUGAGGAAGUACAGGGAGGCUAAGAAGAUUGACAAGCAUUUACGUGAAGAGCGCAUUGCACAAAAAAAGAAAAGAGUUGUUGAAAAAAGAAUUGAAGUACCCACAAAAUAA
Messenger RNA from Candidula unifasciata, 373 nucleotides. The record is from the annotation of a GenBank genome assembly. Lineage: Eukaryota; Metazoa; Mollusca; Gastropoda; Stylommatophora; Geomitridae.